AUGUCUCAGGCGCAACUUAUCACCAAUUCCGGUCACGAUGACAUGAUUCAUGAUGCUGUAUUGGACUAUUAUGGACGACGACUGGCUACCUGUUCCUCAGACAAGACGAUUAAGAUCUUCGAAGUGGAGGGAGAGAAUCACAAGUUGACAGAAACACUGCGAGGACACGAGGGGGCAGUCUGGUGCGUCUCAUGGGCACACCCCAAGUACGGCUCCAUCCUCGCAUCCUCCUCUUACGAUGGCAAAGUCCUCAUCUGGCGCGAAUCACCCAACUCGCAAUGGACGAUUGUCGCCAACUUCGCUCUCCACACCGCCUCCGUAAACAUAGUCUCCUGGUCCCCUCAUGAAUCUGGCUGUCUACUAGCCUGCGCCUCUUCAGACGGGCAGGUAUCGGUCCUAGAAUUCCAAGAGGGAAAUUGGACACACCAAAUCUUCGCUGCGCAUGGACAAGGGGUCAAUGCUGUGAGUUGGGCGCCUGCUACCCAACCAGGAAGUCUGGUAUCGAGUAAGCCUGGGGUAGACGGCAAGGGAGCAGGAGGAGGGGUGAGGAGAUUCGUGACUGGGGGGAGUGAUGGGGUAGUCAAGAUCUGGGAGUACAGUACACAAGACAAAACCUACCUCCCCAUCAAAGAACUCGCCGGCCACACCGACUGGGUCCGGGACGUGGCCUGGGCACCCACAAUCCUCCAGAAAUCGUACAUAGCGUCCGCGGCGCAAGACAAGACGGUCAGGAUAUGGACAAGUGACCCCGCACACCCCAACGAUUGGAAACCGACGGUUCUAAACUUCGACGCUGUGUUAUGGAGGGUGAGCUGGAGCCUGAGUGGAAACGUGUUGGCGGUCAGUGGAGGCGAUAACAAGGUCAGCUUAUGGAAGGAGAACCUGAAGGGGGAGUGGGAUUGCGUCAAGUGGAUAGAAGAGUAG
Molecule: messenger RNA, 924 nt
Organism: Letharia lupina
Lineage: Eukaryota; Fungi; Ascomycota; Lecanoromycetes; Lecanorales; Parmeliaceae
Exons: 5
Coding region: 1-924 (307 amino acids)
Biological process (GO): positive regulation of TOR signaling; protein import into nucleus; COPII-coated vesicle budding
Cellular component (GO): COPII vesicle coat; nuclear pore outer ring
Molecular function (GO): protein binding; structural molecule activity
Source: RefSeq, a predicted model, not a curated record